AUGGUUGAAAUUCCUGCAGGUCGAUUUCACAUGGGUGAGCGGAAGGAAAGAGUCCAGUUCCCACAGGAUGGCGAAGGGCCUGUGCGGCCGGUGCAGAUGUCUGGAUUUUGGAUGGACCGGUUCGAGGUCAGCAACCGGAAAUGGCAGGAUUUUGUGCAAGAGACAGGAUACCUGACGGAUUCCGAGCGUUUGGGUGACUCCUUCGUUGCAGAGCUCUACCUUUCCGACGCUGUUAAUGCAGCCAUUGACAAGAAAGUCGAUGCAGUACCUUGGUGGCUGCCAGUUCCGAACGCUUCGUGGCAUAAGCCUGAAGGUAGCGACAGUGCCCUGAGUGGUGCCAACAGCCGAUAUGGAGAUCGCUGGAAUCACCCUGUCGUGCAUAUCUCUUGGAACGAUGCAGAGGCUUACUGCAGAUGGAGAAAUGCUUCUUUGCCAACAGAGGCGCAGUGGGAAUAUGCUGCGCGAGGUGGCCUUGAAGGGAAGUUGUAUCCCUGGGGUGACACGAAGUAUGGCAAUGAAAGCAAGGAGAUCAAGCCACGCCAUCGGAUGAACAUUUGGCAGGGGACCUUUCCCAAAGAAAAUACAGCAAAGGACGGAUACCUGAAGACCGCGCCCGUGGAUGCUUAUGGGCCUCAGAAUGAUUGGGGCCUGUACAACCUAGUCGGCAAUGUUUGGGAAUGGACGAGCGACUGGUAUAGUCCAGUGCAUUUUCUGACGGAGAAGAACAAAGACACUGGCUUAGUGGAUCCGAAAGGGCCUGAAAUUGAGGAAUUGGACGAGCUAGUGGAGAUGGGAUACUUGAAAAAGGAUUCCUCCGGACAGUACGAGAAAAUCAAGAAAGGUGGCUCUUUCAUGUGCCACAAGUCUUACUGUUAUCGUUAUAGAAUCUGUGCCCGAAGCCACCUCACAGCGGAUGGUGCGGCGCAUCACACCGGGGUUCGCUGUGCUCGCGCCGUGGAGCCAAUCCGUGAAGAGCAGAAGUAA
This is a messenger RNA of Symbiodinium pilosum, 984 nucleotides long. The record is from the annotation of a GenBank genome assembly. NCBI's taxonomy places the organism in Eukaryota, Dinophyceae, Suessiales, Symbiodiniaceae.